Symphalangus syndactylus (siamang) is the source of this 4720-nucleotide messenger RNA. RefSeq names its product MID1 interacting protein 1 (gene MID1IP1). Gene Ontology annotation, cellular component: cytosol. Lineage: Eukaryota; Metazoa; Chordata; Mammalia; Primates; Hylobatidae. Gene Ontology annotation, biological process: regulation of lipid biosynthetic process. The record is from RefSeq and is a predicted model, not a curated record.
CUUUUCUUUCUGGAGUUACCCCGGUGGGUGUGAGUUGUUGCGGGGUCUGGGGGAGCUGGGAGGCCCGGUUUGGGAAGUUUUGCAGGCAGGUGCAUGAGCCAUCUUUCUCUGAAAGUGUUUAAGAAAUGUUCAAGAACAGCGGCCAGAGUCAAGAAACUGGGGGAUGAAGGGGAUCGAGACUAGACGGAAGGAAACGUAUCAGGGGAGGGGUGGAGGCCAGAAGGAAGGAGUUAGGUAGGGGCCCUUUCCCAAGCUGGCGUUUUUGCUGGGUGGAAUCCUUUUGCUAGAUCCCUUGGAUUUCCGUUUUCCGUGUGUUAUCACACUGUUGGAACUGGGAAGAAGAGAAAAAGAGGCAAGAUUUUGGCAUUUAGUAACUUAAGUCUGAAUACCGAGUUUUCAUCCGGGUGCAUACGUACCUAAAAUACCAAAUGGGUCCAGGAAGGCGGACAAAGUACGCUUUAAUUUAUGAGAAGAUCAGCUACUAGAAACUGUAUAUCUGUUUUUCUCGAGUUUUCUUCUUGCAGUGCUCUUUCAAUCUCAUUGGACCUAUUUUAUAUUAUUUUCCUGCUUAAGCACUGGGGGUUGGGUGGAAGGAUCUGUGGCUCAUCAUAGCCAAUUUCCACACUUUUAAGGUUUCUGACUCUUCACAUAAACACCUCUCACUAUGAUGAGGUCUUGUAUCAAGUACAAUUAAUCUUUGUACUUUACAAUUCACAUAGUGAUUUUUAUUCACAUUAUCUUAUUUAAACUUAAAGUCCUUGGCACGGCCCGUGGAACAAGCUCCAUUUUUUUGAUAAAGAAACUGAAGCUAGAAAAGUUUCUAUGUGUGCAGAGAGGGGAGGUGAAAUUAUUUUAAUGCUUCAAAGUUAUAUAAUGCUUCCCCCCUCCCUGUAUUUUUCUUUCCAUUGAUCUUCCUUCAAAACCCUUAUAGGUCUAUCCCAGUUUUGCAAGUAAGAAAACAUGGGCUGUGAUCUAGAGCUAAUAAGUUUUGGGGUAGUAGGUCCUCAGACUUGGGUCCGUCUCCAAGGGUCACUGACUUUGUUUUGUUUUGUUUUAUUUGUUUUUUGUCAACAGAUUAGUCCUUGUGGCACCAAGUCAGAAUUUCAUUCAAAAGACAAUUAGGAAGAUGGUUUUCUAUGGAAAAUAUUUAAGUGUAGGUCUUAAUGUGAAAGAAAGAGGAAGAGAAAGAAACCCCUUUAUUAUGUUCUCCCUUCCUUAGGCAUUUUUUGACCUGUGGGAAAAAACUGUACUAGGGAGAGAGACCUCUGUUAAGUUUUAGAGAAAAGGGAUCUUUUUUUUUUUUUUUUUUUUUGAGACAGAGUCUUGCUCUGUUGCCCAGGCUGGAGUGCAGUGGCACGAUCUCGGCUCACUGCAACUCCGCCUCCUGGGUUCAAGCAAUUCUCCUGCCUCAUCCUCCAGAGCAGCUGGGAUUACAGGCGCUCGCCACCACGCCCGGCUAAUUUUUGUAUUCUUAGUAGAGACCGGGUUUCACCAUGUUGGCCAGGCUAGUCUGGAACCCCUGACUUCGUGAUCCGCCCGCCUCGGCCUCCCAAAGUGCUGGAAUUACAGGCGUGAGCCACCGCUCCAGGCCGAGAAAAGGGAUUUAAAAUGAGAAGCUUGAAUCUUAUUGAACAUAAUUGUAGGACUGUCAGAGAGGACUGGUGGAUGAGGAAUAUGGCAAGGGACAUGAGAUGGGAAAAACUAAAUAGGCUGUGGUUUGGAAGUCUCAAAGUGAAAUUCAAGGUGCAAGGCACUUAAAAGUUAAAUCCAGCGAUUCGGUACGUAGCUUAGGCCCUAUUAAAUGACCCAGUGCUUUAAGAACUAUCUUUUGAAAGGAACACUUCACACAUGCAUCCUCAAAAAUAAUUAGACACCUCCCCAUUUCUCUGUUAAAUGGUGAAAGACACCCAAGACUAGACCUAACUACUGUCACCCUCUCCUGGCCUCUUGGCAGCCAAAAGGCCACAUGGCCCAGGCUCUCCAGCAUCACUGUGUAGCCGACUUGGACAAAAAUUGACUUCUCCCCAUUGCCACUUGCAGAUCUCUUGAAAGAAUCAGCAGAUCUGAUAGUGUGCCCCUCUUCAUCCCUGGCAACCACUGUUAAAGAUUGGGAAAGAUCCCGCCCCGCCGGGAGGGAGGCAAAAGCCUCUGACGCUCCCCUCCCCCCAUAGCUGACCAAGGCCAGGGCCACUGCGGGAGCACCGCGCGUCCACGUGCACCCAGCAUGCCCGGUCACCCUUCUUACGUAAGAGUCCCAGGAUGGAGUUGUACCUGCUGCCGGCCCCUCUUCCCCGACGGCUAAUAAUAAACCCAGGUUCCUGUUUCCCGGCCGCGGCCACUCCAGAUUCGGGGUUGAGGGGCUCACUCUGCAACCAAGGCACGUGCAUUCCGGUCAUCCCACGCGGGGAGCGCGCGCAAGGCCCGCCCAGCCCCCACAUGCCAGCCCCACCCUCCAGUCGGUCGGGACGCCAACGCCUUUUUGACCCUCGCUGUGCCCGGCCCUCCUCAACUGGCCUGCCCAGGGCUUGGUGCUGGCGGGGUCCAGCUGCUCCAAUCCCUCCUCCUCUCCCUGCCCUGCCCUGCCCUGCCCUGCCCUGGCCUGCCCCGGCGCCCUCCCUCAGCCCGGGUAUCAGGCGAGAGGCGGAGCUGGCCCGGCGUGCCCCGCCCCCGCUGUAGAAAGGGCCGGGCGAGUGUUACUCGCGGUCAUCCCGGCCCGGGCCUUUUAUCUCGGUGCUGCCGCGGGAGGCGGGAGGAGGAGACACCAGGGGUGGCCCUGAGCGCCGGCGACACCUUUCCUGGACUAUAAAUUGAGCACCUGGGAUGGGUAGGGGGCCAACGCAGUCACCGCCGCCCGCAGUCACAGUCCAGCCACUGACCGCAGCAGCGCCCUUGGGUAGCAGCCGCUUGCAGCGAGAACACUGAAUUGCCAACGAGCAGGAGGGUCUCAAGGCGCAAGAGGAGGCCAGGGCUCGACCCACAGACCACCCUCAGCCAUCGCGAGUUUCCGGGCGCCAAAGCCAGGAGAAGCCGCCCAUCCCGCAGGGCCGGUCUGCCAGCGAGACGAGAGUUGGCGAGGGCGGAGGAGUGCCGGGAAUCCCGCCACACCGGCUACAGCCAGGCCUCCGGCGCGGGCCUUGGAGAGCGCGUGAAAGCGGGCAUCCCCUUGACCCGGCCGACCAUCCCCGUGCCCCUGCGUCCCUGCCCUCCAACGUCCGCGCGGCCACCAUGAUGCAAAUCUGCGACACCUACAACCAGAAGCACUCGCUCUUUAACGCCAUGAAUCGCUUCAUCGGCGCCGUGAACAACAUGGACCAGACGGUGAUGGUGCCCAGCUUGCUGCGCGACGUGCCCCUGGCUGACCCCGGGUUAGACAACGAUGUUGGCGUGGAGGUAGGCGGCAGUGGCGGCUGCCUGGAGGAGCGCACACCCCCAGUCCCCGACUCGGGAAGCGCCAAUGGCAGCUUUUUCGCGCCCUCUCGGGACAUGUACAGCCACUACGUGCUGCUCAAGUCCAUCCGCAACGACAUCGAGUGGGGGGUCCUGCAGCAGCCGCCUCCACCGGCUGGGAGCGAGGAGGGCAGUGCCUGGAAGUCCAAGGACAUCCUGGUGGACCUGGGCCACUUGGAGGGUGCGGACGCCGGCGAAGAAGACCUGGAGCAGCAGUUCCACUACCACCUGCGCGGGCUGCACACUGUGCUCUCGAAACUCACGCGCAAAGCCAACAUCCUCACUAACAGAUACAAGCAGGAGAUCGGCUUCGGCAAUUGGGGCCACUGAGGCGUGGCGCCCGCGGCUGCCCAGCACCUUCUUCGACCCAUCUCACCCUCUCUCAUUCCUCAAAGCUUUUUUUUUUCCUGGCUGGGGGGCGGGAAGGGCAGACUGCAAAUUGGGGGGCUGCGUACGUGCAGGAGGCGCGGUGGGGCUGCGUGGAGGAGGGGGCCUCGUGUGAGAGAGAAGAAAAUGGUGGCCGGAGAUGGGAGGGCCCAAGGAACCUCCUGGGAGGGGGCCUGCAUUCUAUGUUGGUGGGAAUGGGACUGGGCUGACGCCCUGCAUUCAGCCUGUGCCUUUCCUGGGGUUUCUUUUCUGUUCUUUUCGGAGAAGGGCCCGAGAAGGGGCCAUACCAGGGCGCGGCGCUGGGUUGCCACACUUGGGAAAGCAGCCCGGAGCUGGGUGCUGGGGAAGGCGGGGCGCGUAGCCUCCCGCCGCCCUGCGGUUGGGCCGGUGGAGGCCCAGGCGUUGCUAGGAUUGCAUCAGUUUUCCUGUUUGCACUAUUUCUUUUUGUAACAUUGGCCCUGUGUGAAGUAUUUCGAAUCUCCUCCUUGCUCUGAAACUUCAGCGAUUCCAUUGUGAUAAGCGCACAAACAGCACUGUCCGUCGGUAAUCGGUACUACUUUAUUAAUGAUUUUCUGUUACACUGUAUAGUAGUCCUGUGGCACCCCCACCCCAUCCCUUUCGUGCCACUCCCGUCCCCACCCCCACCCCAGUGUGUAUAAGCUGGCAUUUCGCCAGCUUGUACGAAGCUUGCCACUCAGUGAAAAUAAUAACAUUAUUAUGAGAAAGUGGACUUAACCGAAAUGGAACCAACUGACAUUCUAUCGUGUUGUACAUAGAAUGAUGAAGGGUUCCACUGUUGUUGUAUGUCUUAAAUUUAUUUAAAACUUUUUUUAAUCCAGAUGUAGACUAUAUUCUAAAAAAUAAAAAAGCAAAUGUGUCAACUAAA